GUGAGGUUAAAUUAUUGGACAUUUAAGGCGCCAAAGUUUAAGAUUGACAGAUAUACGUUUUGUUUAAUAAAUUUCCAAAACAACAGUCUAAUAGCUACAAAUAAAAAUGAGUAAACGUCCUUCUUCUGAUGCGACUCCUAGUCCCUCAAAAAUGAUGAGGAAAUGUAAGGACAUCUCCAGACCCUCUGUUGGAAAUAUAGAUUCUAUUAAAGAUACACUUAUAUUUCAAGAAUUAGAAUUAGAUCAUUACAUAGGUGCCCAUUAUCCUGGAAUGCCUGGGGCUCAGAGUGGUCCUGUACCGAUCAUAAGAACAUUUGGUAUUACUAAAAGUGGAAAUAGUGUAUGCUGUCAUAUACAUGGAUUUUCUCCAUAUUUUUAUAUAAAUGUACCGCAGUCGUUUUCAGAGUCAGACUGCAAACCAUUCAAGACCAAAUUAAACGAAGCUGUUGUUGCUGAUAUAAGGGGAGGCAACAAAGAUGGCAUCACAGAUGCAGUAUUAGCAUUAGAAUCGAUUGAAGGAAAGAAUCUUGUUGAAUACACAGGAGAAGAGAAUCAGAAAUUCGUCAAAAUUACUGUAGCUCUCCCUAAGUUCAUACCAGCAGCUAAACGAUUAUUAGAAAAUCAGAUUAUAUAUCAACCUCUAUCAGGUCAUUCAUUCACAUUCUUUGAAUCUAAUGUUGACAUUGAAAUGAGGUUUAUGAUAGACACAAAAAUUAUGGGAUGCUGUUGGCUUGAACUUCCAGCUGGUAAAUGGUACCGCAGAAAUAAAUUUUCUAAAUUCCCAGUGCAAUCUAGGUGUCAGCUUGAAGUUGAUGUAUCAUGGGAAGAUUUCAUAGCCCAUUCACCUGAAGAAGAAAAUUGGUCUGAUGUAGCACGAUUUAGAAUUCAUAGUUUUGAUAUUGAGUGUGCAGGAAGAAAAGGUAUAUUUCCUGAACCAAAUGUCGAUCCAGUGAUUCAAAUCGCUAAUGUUGUCAGACUGCAUGGAGAAGAAGAUGUACUCAUAAGAAACGUUUUUACCUUGAAUACCUGUGCUCCUAUUGGACAUGCUGAAGUCAAAUGUUUCGAUAAAGAAGGAGAUAUGUUGGAAGCUUGGGCUAAGUUUGUAAGAGCAAUUGAUCCAGAUAUAUUCACUGGAUAUAACAUUAACAACUUUGAUUUUCCAUAUUUAUUGGACAGAGCUAAACAUCUAAAAUUAAAGGAAUUUGAUUUUCUAGGUAGAAUUCUUAAUUCAAGAUCUGUUGUGAAAGAAACUGUAACUCAAACCAAAAUUGGCAAGAGGACCUACAAAUCCAUUAAUUUUGAGGGUCGAGUGCCAUAUGACAUGUUGAUGGUGUCUAAAAGGGACUUCAAAUUGAGAUCAUAUACUUUGAACAGUGUUUGUCAAGAAAUCCUGGGUGAACAGAAGGAAGAUGUACAUUAUAGUAUUAUUACGGAUUUACAAAAUGGGGAUGAGCAAACAAGAAGAAGAUUAGCUGUAUAUUGUAUCAAAGAUGCUGAUCUGCCAUUGAGAUUAUUAAAUCAUGUUAAAAGUUUUACGAAUGAUGUUGAAAUGUCGAGAGUAACAGGUGUUCCCAUAACAAGUUUACUAACCAAGGGAGAACAGGUUAAAGUUGUAGCCCAGUUAUUAAGACAUGCUAGAGAAGCUGGAUACUUCAUGCCUGUUUAUGGUUACAAUCCAAGUUCAGAACAGUACGAAGGAGCCACAGUUAUUGAACCAAUACGAGGAUACUACACUGAUCCCAUAGCCACCCUAGAUUUCAGUUCUCUAUACCCCAGUAUUAUGAUUGCCCACAAUCUUUGCUAUACAACGUUAUUGAAACCAAAUGUUCACCAAAAGUUAGGGUUGACCGAUGAACAAAUUACCAAAACACCUGCGAAUUGCAUGUUCGUAAAAUCUUCAGUUAGGCCAGGACUCUUACCCCAUAUCCUUAAACAUCUUCUGUCAGCCAGAAAGAAAACUAAGGCUCUUCUGAAAGAAACCAAAGAUCCAGUAUUGAAGGCGGUUUUGGACGGUAGACAAUUAGCUUAUAAAAUAUCGGCAAAUUCCGUAUAUGGUUUUACUGGAGCUCAAGUUGGAAAGUUGCCAUGCUUGGAAAUUUCUGGGAGUGUGACUGCAUAUGGUAGAACGAUGAUUGAACAAACUAAACAAGAAGUUGAGCAGCAUUAUUGCACAGCGAACGGAUAUGAAGCUGAUGCCAAAGUGAUAUAUGGUGACACCGACUCAGUGAUGGUAAACUUCAAAGUUAAAACUUUGGAGAAAAGUAUGGAGUUAGGUAGAGAGGCGGCAGAAUUGAUCAGCAAAAAAUUCAUUCAGCCUAUCAAGUUGGAAUUUGAAAAGGUUUAUUACCCAUAUUUACUCAUUAAUAAGAAGAGAUAUGCAGGUUUAUACUUCACCAAUACAGAAAAAUAUGAUAAGAUGGACUGUAAAGGUUUGGAAACUGUUAGGAGAGAUAAUUGUACUUUAGUAGUAGAUGUUAUUAAUACCUGUUUACAAAAAUUAUUAAUUAAUAGAGAUCCAGAUGAUGCGGUAGAUUACGCAAAAUUAGUUAUUUCAGAUUUGCUACAAAAUAAUGUCGAUAUAUCGAAACUUGUUAUAACUAAAGAAUUGACUAAAGCUGAUUAUGCUGCAAAGCAAGCACAUGUGGAAUUGGCAAAAAAAAUGACCAAGAGAGAUCCUGGUAAUGCUCCGAAACUUGGAGAUCGUAUACCUUAUGUAAUAACAGCGGCAGCAAAGAGUGCUAAGGCUUUUGAAAAGGCAGAGGAUCCAAUAUAUGUUCUGGAAAAUAAUAUUCCUAUAGAUACUAAAUAUUAUUUGGAGAAUCAGUUAUCUAAACCAUUGGUUCGAAUUUUUGAACCUAUCCUAGGCGAAAAGGCUGAAUCUGUUUUAUUACGUGGAGAUCACACUAGAACUAGAACAUUGGUUACAUCAAGAAUAGGUGCCUUAUCAGCUUUCACCAAAAAGAAAGAGACAUGUAUUGGUUGCAAGUCUGUAUUGCCAAAUGGCUAUGAGAAAGAAGCCGUGUGUAAUCAUUGUAAACCAAAAGAAGGUGAACUUUAUCAGCAAGAGUUGUCCCAUCACAGGAUGUUGGAAGAUCGCUUUUCACAACUUUACACGGAGUGUCAAAGAUGUCAGGGAUCAUUGCAUGAAGAAAUUUUGUGCAGCAGCAGAGACUGUCCUAUUUUUUAUAUUAGAAAAAAAGUGCAAAUGGAGUUGGAAUCAAGUAAUACUAAAAUUUGUAGAUUUGGACAACCUGGUGUGGAGUUGGAAGAUGAAUUAUUCUGAAGUUUUAUUUUUCACAUGACUUAUUGUAUUUUUAUAUGAAUGUUCUCAAGUAUUAUAUUAAUUUUGAAUGAUUAAAAUUUUGUUGAAUGGA
Molecule: messenger RNA, 3374 nt
Organism: Harmonia axyridis
Lineage: Eukaryota; Metazoa; Arthropoda; Insecta; Coleoptera; Coccinellidae
Gene: PolD1
Product: DNA polymerase delta catalytic subunit
Exons: 14
Coding region: 107-3283 (1058 amino acids)
Biological process (GO): DNA-templated DNA replication; DNA replication proofreading; nucleotide-excision repair, DNA gap filling
Cellular component (GO): delta DNA polymerase complex
Molecular function (GO): nucleotide binding; 3'-5'-DNA exonuclease activity; DNA binding
Source: RefSeq, a predicted model, not a curated record